This is a messenger RNA of Cylindrotheca closterium, 1425 nucleotides long. The record is from the annotation of a GenBank genome assembly. NCBI's taxonomy places the organism in Eukaryota, Bacillariophyta, Bacillariophyceae, Bacillariales, Bacillariaceae.
AUGCAACUCAGCCGACAAGGCUUCAGUGGUGCUCAAGUGCGACAAGGAUGCGAUGCAACUCAAGCUCGAACUCCGCAAGCUGUGAAAACUGGAUAUUUUGAUAUGUCAAAUGUCUUUCACGAUGCUAUCAUGGGAAAGGAUGAGAAUGGCAAUGAUGUCUAUCUUAUUCCAUGUCCUGCUGGUACGACAAAUGUCGAACUUCAAGCUGACUGGCACUAUGCUAGUGAAGAUGAAGAUUUGCCUGAUCUUGCUACUGAAGCAGAUCGAGGUCUGCAGUUUAUUCAAAGCUGCAGAAAGGAAAGAGAUCCAUUUGGGUUGUACGAUCAUGUCAUCAUGGACAGUGGUUGUACAAACACCACCAUUUGUAGUGGUGAGCUUAUGCAUGGACUCCGUCAUGCUGAGAAAGAACUUGACAUGCACACUAACGUGGGCAGCAGAGUUCUCGACGAAGAAGGUUUUCUAGGAAGAUUUCCACCUCCAGUUUAUCACAAUGAAGAUGGAAUUGCCAAUGUACUUGCUAUGCGCGAGAUGAUUGCUGUGGGAUACCGCAUUACUAUGGAUACUGAUGCUGACAAUGCAUUUAUUGUGCAUUGUGAUGGAAACAGAAAGAUGCGAUUUGUGAAUCGUAAGGGUGUGUAUGUGUUGGAGCAACUUGGAGCAAAUGUCAAACCAGGUGCCAAAGAGACAAGUGCGAUGUACCGUCGCCAGUUAAGCAACUUCAAUAAUCAACCCCAUUUGAACUUUCUUCAAACAAACAGAAUGGAUAUGCUGGACUCAACUUGGACAAUAUGUUCAUGCAAUUGGGACAGAUUCCAACAAUUUGAUGGAACGGGACCUACGAAGGGACAACGUACUGGGCACCAAGUGCUCAACCUCAAUACUAAGAAGAUGAUUUCCCAACCCAAGGUCGUUGUACUACCCGUUACCGAUCAAGUAAUCCAGCAUGUUGAAGCUUGGGCUGCUGCCAAAGGUGUUACUUCCAUGAACUUCUUUGAUAAGAAAAGAGAUUUGGAGACAUUUCAGGAUGGCAAUCAAAUCGCAGGAGUGGAUGACACGGAACAAGGUUACUUAGAAGAAGCCUUUGAUCAGGACUAUGAACCUGAAGAUGAAGAUGAAUGUGAAUUCAACCUACAUGGACAAUUUGAAGAUAUCGAUGACUCCAAAAGAGAAGAGCUCUUGGCAGAUGCAGACAAUGAUAUGCCAGAACUCACUGUCAGAUUCCAAGGAGAUGAUAACUAUGAAUCAGACAACGAUUCGGGUGAUGAGGCGAUGAAGAGGAAGAACCUAUUGUGGCCAAUUUGGAUCACCAUCGAGAAAAUGUCGAUAGAGGAACUGAUGAUAUUGGGAGCCUUGUUACUGGUCUGGAGGACCUACAAGAGCCGCCAGAAGAAGAGAUUGUAUUGGAGCCUGAAAUGCCUCAAGUAG